GGUUUUAGUUCAACAAUUCGAAGUUUCCCUGAACCGAAAGUUACUCUGAACCGAAUGCCGCAACUAAGCGACGUCGGUUAUGGGCAACUUCUCAUCCCGUAUGACGGCUUCGGUUUGUCUUGACCGAUUCCUUCAAUUCCACUUCUACUUUUCAGCAAAGUUCUCCAUCGAAUACUUUGAAUACUAGACAUGAAUCCGCACAGGUAGCAGGUAGAACUCGUGACAAUGAAGAAUUCCAUUUCGUUUCGUCCUUUAGCUAGAGCUUCAACGCCUAUUAUCAACAACAUCUUGUACAAGUCUAGAUUCUCGGCUGCGUGCUUCUCGCGGCGUCGAAACUACUCUACACAUCCGCCCAACGCACGACUUAACUUACCGCCCGACUACUCAACGACACCACUGUUAUCACAUAGCUCGCAAACGGCACUUGCCAAUCCAGAGUUACCACCAGAAGCCAGGAAUAGCACGGCAAAACGUAUGAACUUAUUUCAGGCUAUAAACGACGCUCUAUCAAUAGCGCUUGCCGAGGAUGAGAACGUUCUGGUAUUUGGAGAAGAUGUCUCCUUUGGUGGCGUGUUUCGCUGUACGAUGAAGCUCGCAGAGAAUUUUGGAGCUGCUCGUGUCUUUAAUACACCUUUGACAGAACAAGGCAUUAUGGGGUUUGGUAUCGGAUUGGCUGCUGAGGGUAUGCGGCCCGUAGCUGAAAUCCAGUUUGCCGACUACGUCUACCCUGCCUUCGACCAAUUGGUAAACGAAGCUGCUAAGUAUCGAUACCGCGAAGGUAAUACAGGAAGAAGCGUGGGCGGCUUGACGGUGAGGAUGCCCUGCGGAGGUGUUGGUCACGGAGCACUAUACCAUUCGCAGUCGCCCGAGAGCCUUUUCACUCAUAUUCCUGGUUUAAGAGUGAUAAUGCCGAGAUCUCCACUCCAAGCUAAGGGCCUAUUGCUUUCUGCGAUUAGGAGCAAUGACCCGUGCGUUUUCAUGGAGCCCAAAAUUCUGUAUCGAGCAGCCGUCGAACAAGUGCCGACAAGUCCAUACACAUUGCCCCUCUCCAAAGCAGAGAUACUCAAGGAGGGCAAGGACGUUACUAUCAUCUCGUACGGGCAGCCGUUGUACACUUGUAGUGCUGCCAUCCAAAAGGCAGAAGAAGACUUGGGGGUUUCGAUAGAACUUAUCGAUUUGCGAACCGUCUAUCCUUGGGAUAAAGAAUGCGUUUUUAAGAGUGUGCGGAAGACGGGGAGGUGCAUGGUGGUCCACGAGUCCAUGGUCAACGCAGGAAUCGGAGCCGAAGUAGCUGCGGCAAUCCAAGAAGACCCAGACACAUUUAUAAGACUCGAGGCUCCCGUAUCACGAGUGGCAGGAUGGAGUAUAUUUACUCCAUUGAUGUUUGAGAAGUUCAACAUCCCGGACGUAGCCAGAGUAUAUGACGGAGUUAAGAAAUUGUUAGAAUAUUAAACAGGAGCUGUAGAUGUUGAAUCAUGAGGUUUAAGAAGUGCCUUUGUAAAUACCAUUUACUACCUCCUAUGCAUAUAAGUCGCGAGUCUAGUAUUCUUAGGAUUUUAGAGGAAGUAUUCGAAUGUCUUCAAUGUUUGUUGUAUGGAAAAAAGAAUAAAGUGCAUGUUAAUGAAAAAGAAAUCCAUGCACGGAUCCGUAUGUACUAGGCUACGUAAUUAGGACAUAUGUUAUCGAUAAAGCACUUAGCCCCCACUUAGAUUAGAUACCCCCGCGCUCCCUAGGUACCUAACGUUUCGAUACCUAGUGACCAGUAAAUCGGGGGUGAUGGAGACAACAACGCUUGUGAUAUUUUUAUUUAUUUAAUAGUACCUUACUUUAGCUAGGAAGUUCUCAACUUACCUGGAUUAAUUAAUCUCUCUGCACACUGCACACAGACUCAAUAUGGCGACCGCUCUGGAAACCGUCGAGUCCUUCGUAGAGGGUGCACCCCCUGGCGAGCUCGCCGAUGUCAUAAAUGGUAUA
Daldinia caldariorum is the source of this 1974-nucleotide messenger RNA. RefSeq names its product thiamine diphosphate-binding protein. Gene Ontology annotation, biological process: response to nutrient; branched-chain amino acid catabolic process. NCBI's taxonomy places the organism in Eukaryota, Fungi, Ascomycota, Sordariomycetes, Xylariales, Hypoxylaceae. The transcript is spliced from 3 exons. The coding region runs from base 226 to 1452 and encodes 408 amino acids. The record is from RefSeq and is a predicted model, not a curated record. Gene Ontology annotation, molecular function: catalytic activity.